Molecule: messenger RNA, 221 nt
Organism: Ostreobium quekettii
Lineage: Eukaryota; Viridiplantae; Chlorophyta; Ulvophyceae; Bryopsidales; Ostreobiaceae
Source: the annotation of a GenBank genome assembly
CACCCGUCCAGCAACCCACGUCGAGUUCAACAGGGAUGGCCAUGGGGGUAGGCCCCACGGAGUCCAAUUCGACAGCCAUGGCUGGGGCGGGUGGCAAUGUCGAAGGCAUGACCGUCAGGGGCAGUGGGCAGACUGAAGCGGAGGCGUCGGCUACCGACGCCGUUCCACAGGCCCCGGUGGGCUGCUCCGCAGAUGCCGAUGGCUCCAAAAUGCUGCAGUGA